GGUUGGGCUUGUGCCUGCGCCGAGAAAAAGGAAGGAUUUCUUUGCGGUCGUUGUAGGUUUGCACCGCGGCAUAAACCGGUUAUAUCGACGUUAAAAUGGGAACCAGGGAUGAUGAGUACGAUUAUUUAUUUAAAGUUGUCCUGAUUGGAGACUCUGGGGUCGGAAAGAGCAACCUCCUGUCCAGGUUUACACGUAAUGAAUUUAAUCUGGAGAGUAAGAGCACCAUUGGAGUGGAGUUUGCCACCAGGAGUAUCCAGGUUGAUGGAAAGACUAUUAAGGCCCAGAUCUGGGACACAGCAGGACAGGAGCGAUACCGUGCCAUCACUUCAGCGUACUACCGUGGGGCUGUCGGUGCUCUGCUCGUUUAUGACAUUGCCAAACAUCUAACAUAUGAGAACGUCGAGCGAUGGCUAAAAGAGUUGCGUGAUCAUGCUGAUAACAAUAUAGUCAUUAUGCUGGUUGGGAACAAGAGUGACCUCCGUCAUCUGAGAGCUGUACCAACUGAUGAGGCACGAGCCUUUGCUGAAAAGAACAAUCUAUCAUUUAUUGAAACGUCUGCACUGGAUUCAACGAAUGUAGAAGAAGCAUUUAAGAAUAUUCUUACAGAAAUUUACCGCAUAGUUUCACAGAAGCAGAUUUCUGAUCGAUCGGCUCAUGAUGAAUCACCUGGUAACAAUGUGGUAGACAUCAGUGUGCCCCCAACGACUGAUGGGCAGAAAUCUAAUAAACUGCAAUGUUGCCAGAACAUGUGACCUGCUUCAGCAGCCCCUCUGAUCCCUACUUCUGCCUGUGCAUUGUAGUGUGUUGUGAAUGCUUCUGUCCAGUGUCCUGUGACUAAUGAAAUCCUUUCUAAUGAGUUGUAGCAGUAGAGCUAAUUCAUUUCUGCAUUUGGACCAUCCCUUUUUAAUGUGAUUGAAUUGCAUGUGCCCCUCUGCCUCUUUCAUUUACCUGUAAUUAUGAACACUCAAGACUAAGUCGAGCAAUACUUUAUGUACAUAACUUUUUUUUUAAAAAAGACAAACACAUCACCCUUCUGCAUCUUUCAACAGAAUUUGGGCUUGUGCAUAUUUAUGCUUCUAUAAUUGAGGGUUCCUGUAUGAAAAGGUCAAGAUCCCACCAUAUUUCAAUUGUGGAACAUCUUUUUAUAAUGCUACUGAGGCCUUUAUAUUCUAUCAAAAGUAUUUAUAUCUUGUGCUUUGAAGUGUUUUCAAAGGAAAACCAUAUUUCCCUUUCAGCAACUAGUGAUAUCUAUCAUCUAUAACUAUUUAAUUAUAGCCUAUUUGCUGUGUCUUAAUGUAGAUACUGAAGCUGCUUUGCAUUUACUAGUUAACAGCUUAGUGCAUUAAAACCUGACACAUUCCUGAAGCAUGUAAAUAUCCACACUGUCAGUAGUGCUACCUUCACUUUACUUGUCACUUGGAGAUUUUCAUUGUCAUUUGGUGGGGGAACCGUUAUUAGGGAUUGAAAGAAUAUGCAGCUUGCAGGGAAAAGAACCGUUCUCCUUUGAACUGAAUUUAGAUGGACUUCUGUACAUUUUCUUCUACUAAUUGUUUUGUUCAGAUUCUGUCUUCAAUUCCUUUUAACCAGGAUGAAAUUAAUGAGUACAGCAAACUUAGCUAUUUCUGACCUGGAGAGUUUCCUGAAGGGAGUACCUUUUUUUUGUUUCUAAUUUAAUGCUGAGUUAAAUCAAGAAAUGUGUUGCUGUCCAUCCAAUUCUCUCCUUUUUCUCAUCCCUGCUGACCUUAAGGGUUUUUUGCCUGUGACUGAUACACUGGAACAAUGGCUGUUAAAAUUAUUUGGAGCACACUAUUAUUUCCUUGUCACUAAUGGUUCCUCCAUUCCAUUAAGUGCAAUCCAUUUUGUAAAUAUGUAUUGUCACUUGAUUGUGCAUGGUUAUUAUAUAUGGUGGAUAAACUUGUUGCCAAAUC
Molecule: messenger RNA, 1928 nt
Organism: Chiloscyllium plagiosum (whitespotted bambooshark)
Lineage: Eukaryota; Metazoa; Chordata; Chondrichthyes; Orectolobiformes; Hemiscylliidae
Product: ras-related protein Rab-11B
Molecular function (GO): GTP binding; GTPase activity
Source: RefSeq, a predicted model, not a curated record